CUCCUGCCAAAAGGAUGGCGGACAUUUACUAAGUAUACAUGAUAUUGAGGAAUACAGCUUUGUUUUUUCUCAGCUUGGCUAUGAAUCAACAGAUAAUUUGUGGGUAGGCCUAAAUGACCAGAAGACUUUUUCAUAUUUUGAGUGGAGUGAUGGUACUACAGUGAGAUUCAUCAAAUGGCAGAAAGGAGAACCCACACUUAUAAGCAACGUGCAGGAAGACUGUGUCAUCAUGACUGGGAAGAAUGGAUACAUGGCGGAUUAUUUCUGUGAAGAGGAAUUAGGAUACAUCUGUAAAAAAGAACCUUCAGAAUUUCUUUCUGGAACAGAUGAAGUUGCUGAUCCAAAGUGCCAGAAAGGCUGGAAAAGGUAUGGUUUCUAUUGUUACCUAAUUGGAGGGACAUCUGGAACAUUUUCAGAAGCAAAGACAUCUUGUGAAUCUAAACAAGGAUUUCUGAUCUCUGUGGAGAAUAGAUUUGAGCAAGCCUUCCUGACUACACAAAUUGGACAUCGUCCUGAAAAAUAUUUUUGGAUUGGCCUUUCAGAUGUAGUGAAUCCGGGGACUUUCAACUGGACCAAUGGAGAUCCCAUUCGGUUCACUCACUGGAAUGCAAAAAUGCCUGGCCCAAAUCCUGGCUGUGUUGCCAUGAGAACGGGAGAUGCUGCUGGACUGUGGGAUGUUGUCAAUUGUGAGGAGACGGCCACGUUCCUUUGCAAACAAUUGGCUGAAGGGGUGACACCUCCUCCAAUCCCAGAACCAACACCCCCUCCCCCAUGUCCUGAAGGAUGGACUGCAAGUCUAACAAGGAAUGUCUGCUUCAAGGCUUAUAUAAAGAAGAAAGCUGAAAGAAAAUCUUGGUAUGAGGCAUAUGACUUUUGUAAAUCAAUUGGAGGAGACCUGGGUUAUUUUAAUAGUAAGACAGAGGAACGCUUAUUAAACCAAUUAUCAGAACCAGAAGGCUGGAAUGAUUUAAGCGCAAAUUUAAACGGUGCAAAUUUAACUUGGAUUGAUGGAACUUUGGUAUACACAUAUGUACCAUUUCAUUGGAUUUCAGAAAAUGAAUAUGAUGAAAGAUGCAAAAUAAUAUGGGGAGAAACUGGAUCCUGGUCACCGUUUCCAUGUCAUGGGUUAUUGAAUUGGAUUUGUCAAAUUACAAGAGGUACACCCUUGAAUCCAGAAACAAGCGACAACUUCGAAAAUUCUUUUACAAGAAUUGAAGAUGGCUGGAUUGAAUAUGGAAACAAUGAAUAUUAUUUCAGUAAUACAACAAUGCCUGCAGAAAAAGCCAGGAAGUUCUGCAAACAACAUGGUGGCGAUCUUACCAUCAUUGAGAGUAAAGAAGAAAAAAUAUUUUUGUGGAAAUAUGUAAGAAAUAUAGGUUUAUGGCACGAUAUAAACUGUGGUCAUGAGAAAAGCUUCAUCUGCGAGAGACACAAUAACUCUAUCCGGACAACUGCAGCACCCACAUUACCCUCAACACCAAAAGGGUGCAGUGAAGGCUGGCUUUGGUUUAAUGAAAAGUGCUUUCAAAUAUUUGGCUUCAAAGAAGAGGAGAUGAAAAACUGGACCGAUGCACGUGAUCACUGCAAAAACCUAGGAGGAAACCUAGCUUCUAUACCAAACAAAGCUGUUCAAGGGGAAGAAGCAAGGAAGAAAUGUGAAUCUGAAAAUGCAAAACUUGCCACCAUUGUAGACCCCUAUGCAGAAUCAUUCAUAUGGCUGCAAGUGCUCCAACAUAAGGAGCCUGUAUGGAUUGGACUAAGCAGCAAAGAGAGUGAUGCUAGGUACAAGUGGAUUAGUAACUGGAAGGUAGUGUACACUAACUGGGCUGACGAAGAACCAUUGCAUAAGGUAGCCUGUGUCUACCUAGACACUGAGGGUUAUUGGAAAACAGGAAAUUGCAGUGAAAAGUACUUGUCUGUUUGCGAGAGAUAUUAUGGUGUAGUGCCAACUGAGAUUCCACAGUUGCCAGGAAAAUGCCAAACCUCCAAAAACAGCCGUAUAUCUUGGAUACCUUUUAGAGGUCAUUGCUAUAAAGUUUAUGUUUUAAAGAGAUCUUGGCCAGCAGCAGUUCUGAUGUGUACUCAGAUAGGUGGUGCCUUGACUUCAGUUGAAGAUUCAGAUGAAUUACAAUUUUUACAGGAACAAAUGGGAAAACUUGAAUAUACAGAUUUUUGGAUAGGCUUGUUCAAAAAUAUGGAUGGAGAAUGGUUAUGGCAAGAUAACAAUGAAGUUGCUUUUGUCAACUGGAAUGAAUCAGAAUUAAAAUUUCUACAGUCUGAUAGUGAAGAGGACAAAGCAGAUCUUAACAAGUGCAUUUACAUGAAUAGUGAUUCUGGGAAAUGGUUCGUCGGGCACUGCCAUUAUUAUGAAAUGAGAUCAUUUAUUUGUAAAAGAAACAAAAUUAUUGAAGAAUCAACUCUAAAGUCUACAGCAAUAUCAGGGCAGAAAGGAGUGGCACCUCUACCAACACAUGGCACAACUGUGAUGAUAGUUAUCCCAAUUAUCUUCAUAGUCAUAGGUGCAGGAAUUGCGGCCUAUAUUUUCUAUAGAAGAAGAAACAGAGCACAACAAGUCUCUGCUGGAUUUGACCAUUCUUUGUAUAGUGACAAUGUGGUUACUCUUCAUAAGGAUUCACAACCUCUUGUAGACAGCGAAGAAUUAAAUUAACAUGGCACAGUUGUGAUGAAAGUUAUCCCAGUUAUCUUCAUAUGCAUCGGUACGAUACAGAAUUUUCAUUCUAUAUUUUCUACAAAAAAGAAAUAGACCACAUGUCUCUGCUGGAUUUGACAAUUAUUUGUAAAGUGACAACAUUAUUAUUCUUCAUAAUGAUUCAUAAUCUCUUAUACAGAACAAAUAAUUAAAUUAACAAAUACUGCUACAGUAUCCCAUUGGAUACUAUACAUUCAAAAUUAAAUGUAUUGGAUUA
Molecule: messenger RNA, 2927 nt
Organism: Thamnophis sirtalis
Lineage: Eukaryota; Metazoa; Chordata; Lepidosauria; Squamata; Natricidae
Source: RefSeq, a predicted model, not a curated record